Drosophila innubila is the source of this 359-nucleotide messenger RNA. Its product is annotated as protease inhibitor 2. Gene Ontology annotation, molecular function: protein binding. The record is from RefSeq and is a predicted model, not a curated record. The transcript has a single exon. Lineage: Eukaryota; Metazoa; Arthropoda; Insecta; Diptera; Drosophilidae. Bases 46 to 279 code for a protein of 77 amino acids.
GUCAGUAACAGUUUUGAGUAGCUUGCGGAUUAACCUAUUGAAAACAUGAAGUUAUUGAGUUUGCUGUUGGCCCUGUGCCUGCUACUGGGAGCCUACGUUAGUGGACAUCCGGAGGAUAAAUCUAGUGGCAGGCCUCUCUGCCCCUGUCCACGCAACAUGGAACCAGUUUGUGGCAGCAAUGAUGUCACCUAUAGUAAUAGAUGUCUGUUUGAAUGUGAACAACGCAGUAUGGAGCGUUCUGGACGCAGUUUGAAGCUCCUGAGAACCGGCGAAUGUUAAGAAGGAUUAUAUGAAAUAUUUUUUAAUUACAAGCAUUCAACCAAAAAUAAAUAAAAAAUAAAUUUAAAAUCGUUACUAAA